Messenger RNA from Salvia splendens (bonfire salvia), 453 nucleotides. RefSeq names its product secreted RxLR effector protein 161-like. The record is from RefSeq and is a predicted model, not a curated record. Bases 1 to 453 code for a protein of 150 amino acids. The transcript has a single exon. NCBI's taxonomy places the organism in Eukaryota, Viridiplantae, Streptophyta, Magnoliopsida, Lamiales, Lamiaceae.
AUGGAUCCAGCAAACCAUCUCAAGCAGGACACUGGACAUCCUAUGAAGGAUCCAUCUAAAUACAGAAGGCAGAUUGGGAGACUACUCUAUCUUUGUAUAACCAGGCCUGAUAUAACCUUUGCGGUUCAUAAACUUAGCCAAUAUGUCUCCAAACCGUGUGAUGAACAUUGGGAAGCAACCGAGAAAAUACUUAGAUACUUGAAAAGAACUCCGGGACGUGGCUUAUUCUACUCCAUCUUUUCAGAUACAGAUUGGGCCGCGUGCCUUGAUACAAGAAGAUCCAUGACAGGUUACUGCCUCUUCUUUGGCUUAUCUUUAGUUUCUUGGAAAGCAAAGAAGCAACACAUUGUUUCGAGGUCAUCGGCAGAAGCCGAGUAUAGGGCCAUGGCACAUGCCACUUGUGAAGUAGUGUGGUGGCAUCAAAGUGGAAAAAGCAGUUCCCUUGUUUUGUGA